This is a messenger RNA of Gloeophyllum trabeum ATCC 11539, 297 nucleotides long. RefSeq lists its product as uncharacterized. Bases 1 to 297 code for a protein of 98 amino acids. NCBI's taxonomy places the organism in Eukaryota, Fungi, Basidiomycota, Agaricomycetes, Gloeophyllales, Gloeophyllaceae. The transcript is spliced from 6 exons. The record is from RefSeq and is a predicted model, not a curated record.
AUGUGCUUUGUCCUGCGCAAACCAAGGGAGGGAGGGCUUAAAGUCUCGAACUGGUUGGUUAGUACUAUCUUAAGGUAUACCGUCGCAACAGGCCUGUUAUCGUGUAUCGUUCAGGCUAUCUAUCUAAUUGCCGUUGUCGCAAGUCGGGUGAGUGCCCACGGGAAAGCAGUCUAUAUUGGCAUAUACUUCAUAAUUGCAAAGACGUACAUUAAUUGCAUGCUAGCAUCUCUCAAUAGCCGGGCAUCAUUGCGAGCACGACUUGGUCGGGAAUUUAUUCGAUCGAUCAACAUCAUUUGA